This is a messenger RNA of Helianthus annuus (common sunflower), 3019 nucleotides long. RefSeq names its product wall-associated receptor kinase 2. The transcript has 5 exons. Gene Ontology annotation, cellular component: plasma membrane. Gene Ontology annotation, biological process: cell surface receptor signaling pathway; protein phosphorylation. The record is from RefSeq and is a predicted model, not a curated record. Gene Ontology annotation, molecular function: calcium ion binding; ATP binding; polysaccharide binding. Bases 632 to 2902 code for a protein of 756 amino acids. Lineage: Eukaryota; Viridiplantae; Streptophyta; Magnoliopsida; Asterales; Asteraceae.
GUUCCUCCCUCCUCAAAAAUUGUCUCUGCUAGAACAAAAAACGACGACGAUAUGGGUGAUGCUUUCGGAAGCACGACGGUUGGUGAUAAUCAGUGGUGGCGAUGGCGGGCAGCAAUAUAAUAAUCAGUGGCGGCGCCGCACGGACGGAAAUACAGUGGUAGAUGAUAAUCAGUGGUGGCGGCGGCGGUGUUCGGAGUACGCCGGUAGAUGCUAAUUGGUGGUAGGUCGGUAGGAAGUACAAUCGGUGACGGGAAGCUUGGGACGAAUCACCCGAAGGGUCAUUAUUAAGCCCAUUUGGACCCAAAAUUAAGCCUCCGGAUCAGUGUUGCCAGGCGUAAGUAUAUACAAGGAAGAAGUCUCAACGAUGGAUUCAUUUUUUUGAUUUAAUCGAAAGACAUACAUUUUUUUACAGAAAAGAGAAGGUAGUCGUUGACUUUGACAAAUUCCAAUGUCAAAGUCAACUACCUACUAUUAUUGUCAUAUUAAGACUAUGAGGUAUUCGAAUACGUAACAGAUUCCCUUAGUCAAAUGUCAACUAGUAUGACUUUAUUAAGCAAGACAACUGUAAUAUACGAAAAAAAAGCCUUAUAAGAGUUGACAGUUCCAAAACAGCAAUUGCUUGCCAAACAAAAUGCUUCUACUCUCCCUAUUCCUGUAUCAUCUAUUCUCACAGGCCGCAAGCGCGGUGACGCUUCCGGGCUGCCCAACCAAAUGUGGGAAGCUCACAGUACCAUACCCGUUCGGCAUUGGAACCAAUUCGGGCUGCUCCAUGGGUCCCUGGUUCGACAUCACUUGCAACACAUCCUUCAAUCCCCCGAAAGCCUUCUUGCCGGCCGACCUAUUUUCGUACACCGGGGACUUCCACCGCGUGGAGGUGGUAGAUAUCUCUGAAGAGCAUGUGAGAGUCAAAAACACCAUUGCUUCUAGGUGCUACAAUCAAACUGGUGGAGUGGUUCAAUACAACCCCAGUGGGCUUGUGGUGAAGAACUCGUAUUUUACGUUAUCAGAACGGAACAGGGUGUUUGUCGUUGGGUGCGAUGAUUUCGCACGCGUAGCUCCCGUGGAGGGGAUUGAAGGCAAGAAUUUCAGCAGUGGGUGUGUGUCUAUAUGCUCCAAUGUUCAAGAUGUUCCUGUUGGUUCAUGUUCAGGUUUGGGGUGUUGCUCAACUAGUUUGCCGACGGGUUUAACAACUUACCUGGCCUCGAUAAACACAAUCUAUUUUCACACCCAGGUCUGGUCUUUUAACAAAUGCGGUUACAGUUUCCUUGGCGAGCAAAGUGCCUUCACCUUUCAGGGCGCUUCAGAUUUCGUAGACCCCGAUUUUGUGACUCGGACCGCAGAGACUGUACCUGUAGUGCUUAAUUGGGUGAUUGGUAGUGGGACCUGUAAGGACUACAAAAACACAAGCGAUUACUAUUGUCAAGAGAAUAGUGUUUGUAUGGAUUUUGAGGGGGGUAAUGGAGGGUAUAGGUGCUCCUGCAAGAAUGGUUACCAAGGCAAUCCUUACCUUUCUCCUGGUUGCCAUGAUAUUGACGAGUGUGCGGAUCCAAACACUAACCCGUGUAACGGGACUUGUACUAAUCUUCCUGGAAGUUACAAGUGUUCAUGCCCGCACGGGUACCAAGGAGACGGGAGAAGAUAUGGGAGUGGUUGCACCCCUAGGAACUCCAAGUCCCCGGCACUAAAGUUGUCCCUUGGAAUGGGGAUUGGGUUCUUGUCUAUAUUGAUAGCAAUGGGAUGGCUGUAUUUCAGCCAUCAGAGAAGGAAGGUUAUCAAAAUGAGGGAGAAGUUCUUUUUAAAAAAUGGUGGCAUGUUGUUAAAACAACAAAUUAGUUCAGACGACUUUGGCGGGGCGGCUAACAAGAUUUUCACAACCGAAGAGCUAGAAAAGGCUACAAAAAACUUCUCUAAAAGCAUGAUUCUCGGUCGUGGUGGGUUUGGGACGGUGUAUAAAGGGAUCUUACCUGAUGGAACUAUUGUCGCGAUAAAGAAGUCAAAAGUUAUGGAUGAGGGCCAGAUCGAGCAGUUUAUCAAUGAGGUGGUUAUUCUUACUCAAAUCAACCACCGGAAUGUGGUCAAGCUAUUAGGGUGUUGUUUAGAGACCCAAGUUCCAUUACUUGUCUAUGAAUGUGUUUCCAAUGGCACCCUCUACCACCAUAUCCACGCCAACGAGGGAAAGGCAUGGUUAUCUUUGGACAAUCGUUUAAGAAUAGCUGUCGAGUCUGCUGGAGCACUUGCGUACCUUCACUCGGCUGCUGCAAAGCCAAUUAUCCACCGAGAUGUGAAAUCUGCCAACAUAUUGUUAGAUGAGAACAUGGUCACUAAAAUUUCAGACUUUGGGGCUUCAAGGUUGGUACCCUUGGAUCAAACACAAGUGACUACAAUGGUGCAAGGGACAAUAGGAUAUCUGGAUCCUGAAUACUUCCACACAAGUCAGUUAACAGAUAAAAGUGAUGUUUAUAGCUUUGGAGUUGUGCUGCUAGAGCUUCUAACCGGUAAGAAGCCACUUUGCAUGGAACGUAGUCAAGCGGAACGAAGCUUAGCGACCUACUUCCUUGUUUCUUUAAAGACAAACAACUUAUUUCAAAUCCUUGACCCAAGAGUUGUUAGAGAGGGUUCACUUGAUCAACUCCAGGCGAUAGCGUCCCUAGUAAAACGGUGCCUCAACAUGAACGGUUAUGACAGACCUACAAUGAAGGAAGUGGCUAUGGAGCUCGAGGGUUUGAGGAAAUACACAAAACAACCAUGGGUUAAUCAACAUGGCCCGGAAGCAGUUCAUGAGGGUGAAUACUCCGAUCUUUAUAAUGUCUCGAUUAAUCCAUAUACGGAUUCAAUAGAGUCUUCGAGUCUCUUCAAUUCAGGUCAAGUUCGUUCGUUGUACCCAGUCGAUGAACCUAGAUGAUUACCUGUUUUUGUUGCAUCUUAACCAAUAUCCAGAACCUUAAGUACCAAGUUAUUACAUGUCAUGUAACUCUUUCUAUAGUUUGAAUAAUAUUAGCAAUAAACUCAACUUAAAGGA